GUGUCGGCAAGAAUGUCACCAACUGGAGACCACGUUUUGGUAUAAAAUGCCACAAUUUUUCCCCAAAAAGGUACAAACCGUUAUUCAACCCAAGUUAAUUAACAACUUCUUCGCAACUCAUCUCAUCUAAACAGAAAAAUGGCCAGAAUUGUUGCAGCAGUCGCUUUCAUCGUCGCCGCCUUGGUGGUCGUCGCUUGUGCGGCAGAGGAAAAGAAAAAUGACCUUUCGACAGCUUCUAGCGUAGGAUUUGGUUACGGAGCUGGUCUUUACGGGGCUGGGCUUUACGGUCACGGUUUGUACGGAGGGUACGGGGGACUUGGUCUGGGCUACGCCAAGGGACUCGGACUUGGAUAUGGUCUUGGCUACGGGUACGGAAAAGGGUUCGGAUUCGGACACGGAUUAGGCCUUGGAUAUGGCUACGGAUUGGGAGGGUUCUACGGUUAAGACGAAGUUCCGAAUAAUCUGGGGGAAGAAUUUUGUAUAAAUUUUGUAUAAAAAUGAGAAUUGGAAUAAAAUAUAAUUGGAAUUUUUUGAGUGGAAUUUUAAA
This is a messenger RNA of Folsomia candida, 547 nucleotides long. RefSeq names its product keratin-associated protein 21-1. The coding region runs from base 139 to 444 and encodes 101 amino acids. The transcript is spliced from 2 exons. Lineage: Eukaryota; Metazoa; Arthropoda; Collembola; Entomobryomorpha; Isotomidae. The record is from RefSeq and is a predicted model, not a curated record.